AUGACCCUCCUCGACUUCUUCCGCAGCAUUCUGCGGCAUUUGGCUGCGAUGCUCCUCUUUCCCUCCACCCUCAAGACCAUGGCAGUGUCACCAAAGUCUUCAUCGACCAAAGUCACGGUGGUCGAGACCAGGGCCGAACCAUACACCCUCGACUCUUUAAAGGACGAGAUCAUGCGCCUAUUCAGACAACCAUGCACGAUGCGACGAAUGCUGUCCAUGUCGUCUGCUCUGCGCAUCCAAUACAAGGCGAAAUUGCAAGACAGCGAAGCCUGCAUGCUACCCUCCUUCUGCCACACCUUACCGACCGGUCAAGAGAAGGGGACGUAUGUGGCCCUGGAUGUGGGUGGUUCUACGUUUCGGGUGGCUAUGGUCGAGCUAUGUGGAAGAGGCGGGCAGCAGUCUCCCAUGACUGUCAAGCAUAUGAGCGCUUUCAAAAUUGACGAACCGAUACGAAGGCUGCCUUCCACACAAUUCUUUGAUUGGAUUGCUGGUAGGAUUCGAGACAUUCUACAAGCACACCCAGGAGAUUGGUCGCCCGUUGAACCUGUGUCACUAGGCCUGGCAUGGAGCUUCCCCAUUGAACAAACAAGUCACCGAAGUGGAAAGAUGCAGGGUAUGGGCAAGGGGUUCGCCUGUCACGAAGACACCAUUGGUAUGGAUCUGGCGGGAUUGAUCGAGUCCGCAUGCUCCCGCCAGCAAGUCAAUGUCCAUGUCAAUGCAAUCAUCAACGAUUCUUCCGCCACGCUACUUUCUCAGGCUUACAUCGAGCCUGCCACUUCGAUGGGGUUGAUUCUUGGUACCGGCACGAACGCGGCGGCAUUCCUUCCUGUGGCGUGUAUGGGAAGAUCCAAAUUCGGAGUACGAGAUUCGGCGUGGUUUCAAAAGGCAGACAAGGUCAUCACCAACACCGAAAUAUCCAUGUUUGGGAAGUCGAUACUUCCCGAGACUCGAUGGGAUGAAGUAUUGAACCAACAACAUCAGCACCCUGAUUUUCAACCUUUGGAAUACAUGACCACCGGUCGCUAUCUCGGUGAGCUUCUCAGAUUAAUCAUCCUCGAGGCCGUUAAAACAGGUGAACUGUUUGAUGGUACCGUACCUCGUACUUUGAAUGAGCCGUACUCCCUGGACACCGAGAUACUGGCCAGGCUUGAAAUGGAUAAGUCAGAGGACGCAGAAGAUUCUAUCCGGGCCAUUCAAAAGGCUCUGGAGUUGUUGAGUCCUCCAACUACCAAAGAAGUUGCAUUCUUGCGAGCUGCCGCGGAGUCAAUCUCAUACCGCGCGUCUGCAUACAUAUCUGUGGCAGUUCACGCGUUGUGGGCCUUGCAGAAGGAUGCAGAUAUCAAGCCCAAAUCAGCAUCAGGCGUUCCGAGAACCUCGAUUGCGUGUAAUGGGAGUGUUAUCCUCAAAUACCCAGGGUUUAAGGGUAGGUGUGAAGACUUUCUCCGAGGGAUGCUGUCAGAAGAAGGGCGGGGGUCUGUCGCCGAAGAGAUUGUACUCCGGGCAACGGAUGAAGCAGCAAUAUUUGGGGCCGCCGUAGCUGUCGCAUUAGCCGAUGUCCCUUGA
Exophiala spinifera is the source of this 1563-nucleotide messenger RNA. RefSeq lists its product as uncharacterized. The transcript has a single exon. Gene Ontology annotation, molecular function: ATP binding; fructokinase activity; D-glucose binding. The coding region runs from base 1 to 1563 and encodes 520 amino acids. The record is from RefSeq and is a predicted model, not a curated record. Gene Ontology annotation, cellular component: cytosol; mitochondrion. Gene Ontology annotation, biological process: glucose 6-phosphate metabolic process; glycolytic process; intracellular glucose homeostasis. Lineage: Eukaryota; Fungi; Ascomycota; Eurotiomycetes; Chaetothyriales; Herpotrichiellaceae.